Messenger RNA from Eruca vesicaria subsp. sativa (arugula), 1955 nucleotides. The record is from the annotation of a GenBank genome assembly. NCBI's taxonomy places the organism in Eukaryota, Viridiplantae, Streptophyta, Magnoliopsida, Brassicales, Brassicaceae.
CCGUCUUUUAUCCAACCUCUCCUGGGAAGACUCCCAAUCUCUCUAUAUCUCUUCUCCCUAUAAUUUAAAUUUUCUUUUUCUUUUUAAAAAAAAAAGUCUGAUCAGAGAAGGAAGGAACCAAUCAUGGAGACAACGACCACUCCUCUUCUCGCCGGCCGAUGCGGGUGGCUCCGGCGUCGUCUCCGCCUGAAAAACCCACUUUCCUCUGAACUGUCCGGUGCCGUGGGGGAUCUGGGAACCUUCAUCCCCAUAGUCCUAACCCUGACUCUAGUCUCCAAUCUGGAUCUCUCAGCGACUCUCAUCUUCACAGGAUUCUACAACAUCGCCACUGGCCUCCUCUUCGACAUCCCUAUGCCCGUCCAGCCCAUGAAAUCCAUCGCCGCCGUCGCCGUCUCCGAGACCCCCCACCUCACUCCUUCUCAGAUAGCCGCCGCCGGAGCAUCCACUGCCGCCACUCUCCUCCUCCUUGGCGCCACCGGAGCCAUGUCUUUCCUCUACAACCUCAUCCCUCUCCCCGUCGUACGUGGCGUCCAGCUCUCUCAGGGUCUUCAGUUCGCCUUCACCGCCAUCAAAUACGUCAGGUACGAUUACGACACUGCCACUCUCAAGCCCUCUUCUUCUCCCCGUUCCUGGCUCGGCCUCGAUGGCCUUAUCUUGGCUCUUGCUGCUCUGCUCUUCAUCAUUUUGUCCACCGGCUCCGGCAGCGACAGAGACUCCGCCGGAGAUGGAGAUUUUGCAGAGAGUUCCAGCAACGAGACACAAUCUCGGCGGAGGAGACUGCGUCUUCUCUCUUCCAUUCCAUCUGCGCUGGUCGUCUUCCUUGUCGGGUUAGUGCUCUGUUUCAUACGCGAUCCAUCCAUUUUUAAAGACCUUAAAUUUGGUCCAUCCAAGUUCAAGAUUCUCAACAUCACUUGGGAAGAUUGGAAGAUCGGGUUUGUAAGGGCCGCGAUUCCUCAGAUUCCACUCUCUGUGCUCAACUCUGUCAUCGCUGUCUGCAAAUUAUCUAAUGACUUGUUCGACAAGGAACUAUCAGCUACUACAGUCUCCGUCAGCGUUGGUGUCAUGAACCUAAUCGGCUGCUGGUUUGGAGCGAUGCCGGUUUGUCAUGGUGCUGGUGGGUUAGCUGGCCAGUAUCGGUUCGGCGCAAGGAGUGGUUUGUCGGUUGUCUUUCUCGGUGUCGGGAAACUGGUGGUGGGUUUGGUGUUUGGGAACUCGUUUGUGAGGAUUCUGAGCCAGUUUCCGAUUGGAAUACUGGGGGUUCUCUUGCUGUUCGCCGGGAUCGAACUUGCCAUGGCUUCUAAAGAUAUGAACACGAAAGAAGAUUCGUUUAUCAUGUUGGUGUGCGCUGCUGUAUCAAUGACCGGCUCAAGCGCAGCCCUAGGGUUUGGGUGUGGAGUUGUUCUUUACUUGCUUCUCAAGCUAAGAACGCUAGACUCUUCCUCGAUUGCUCUGUUUUCCAGGUCAAGUGAUGGCUCGUCUGAAACAGCUUCUCCUGUGGCCUAACACCCGAUUCUUCUUCUCUCAGUUGCUGGCUGGCUCAGCCUCAAUUCAACCUGGCUCAUUGUGUUUUUGCAGGUUGACCCUUAUCGCUCUGUUUCUUUACGUGCUCACUUAAUUUUAUAAUUCAAAGAGUGUAUUGUUUCGAUUGACACAAAGAUGUUAAAACCAUUAACCAAUGUUUAUAUAAUAAGAUAUGCAUAUAAUUAAGGGACUUGGGAUUGUUGACAAAACUCUAAACUAAAGAAAGCAGUAAUAGAGCGCAACUCGGAUCCCCUUAACAAUUGUCUCUUCUACAAAGGAUCAUAUCUGCUUUGGUAAAUUGUACAAUUGAAUUUGGUGAACACAUUAUACUGAUUACAACAUAUUUAUAUAAAUCGAACUCUGGUGUUUUCAUUACUUCCUUCAGAUAUUGAAAUUUUCAAAUUAAAGAGGAUUUGAUCAUAACACUGUCUAUU